CAGUGCAGCACACAUGGGCACAUCAGACGCACAGACAGGCAGACAGGCAGACAGCAGCCCCUCCCAGCUCCUAUCCCAGUUGUGUUUUCUUUGCUUGUGUGGAGGCUCUCUCUAAUGUCCAGCGUAUCUCCCGUCAAUGGACUGUAGCCAAUCAACGUCUCGUGACCUCCCACAUCCCUCCCGUUUCUCCAGUGCUGGAUCACAAACUUCUAUCUUUAGUUACUCCCGACAUCACAGCGCUCUGUCACUCAUUCAUUCUGAAUCUACAGUAGCUGAAUGUGUAGUUGCUGUUCAUUAAAAUGACGUGGGACAAAAUAGCGGUAUUCAUUUUGAAACUUUCAUGGACGGUUUAUCAUGUUGCAGCCAUUCAAAGACAAGACAUGUAUCCAUUUGGGAUGUUUUCCGGCGAUGUCACUCUGCAAGAGGGGGACGAUGAGACUUCCAAAGUGAUAACUCUGACUAAACCCAUGUACUUCUAUGAGGCGUCCUUCAGAAAUCUAUAUGUGGCCACCAAUGGAAUCAUCUCAACUCAGGAUCUUCCCAUGGAGAAGCAGUAUGUGGAUGAUGGCUUCCCUACCGACUUCCCUGUCAUCGCCCCCUUCCUGGCAGACAUUGACACCAGUAAGGGAAAAGGAUCCAUCUACUACCGGCAGACGGAGUCCCCUACCGUGUUGAAGCAAGUGGAAGCGGAUGUGAUGAGAGGCUUUUCAGACGCAACAUUCACCCCUACCCAUGCCUUUAUCGCCACCUGGGAGAACGUAUCAGCCUAUGAGGAGGACACCCGCAGCUCUACCCCAUCCAACCGGAUAAACACAUUCCAAGUGGUGCUUGCAUACAACGAGAAGGAUACUUACGCACUCUUCCUUUACCCAGAGGAUGGGCUGCAGUUUUUUGGAACACGGCCCAAAGAAUCUUACAAUGUUGAAAUAGAGCUUCCAGCUCGCGUGGGCUUCACCAGAGGAGAGCUGUCCUACUUCAUUUUCUCUCGGACAGAGGGGCCGUACUACAGUGUCACCAGCAAUGAUGAACAGUCCCUCAAAAACCUUUAUCAGAAUGGUAACACAGGAUUGCCUGGAGUUUGGCUCUUUCACAUUGGAAACAGAUAUUCCUUCCAGAAUGUUGUUCCUGCUCAACAUGAGACCAUUUCAGUCAUAGCUUCCCAAGUUCUGGAUCCUGAGUUCCCUGAAAAAGACUAUACAGAAACAGAUGAGGAUGAGUACCACAUCGAUCCAGACUUCCAGGAUCCCACCACUACAGAUUUUCUUGAGCCUGAGCGGGACUCCUCUUUACUGCAGGGUCUCAACCAGGCAGUCCCCCAUGAUCAUUCUCCUCUCCAGCCAUCAGUUUCAGGUUCAGUGGAGUUUCCUCAGCCAGAACCCCAUAAUCUCCCUCCAGAGGAUGUGACUCAGCCUCAACCCCAGCGGCCACUACCGAAGCAUGCUAUACUGCAGGUGUACCCAAACCGCCUGAAGGGUGUCCCACCCCAUACCUCUGGUGGCCAAGUGUUCAGUGUUGAGGAGAAAGUCAACUUUGACUCUGAAGUGAUCCAAUACUCCACUGAUAAUAAAGAAACCUGUGAACGCUUUCAACAACAGUGCAGUCAGAACGCACGCUGCAUGGACUAUUCCACUGGCUUCUGCUGUCACUGUAACUCUGGAUUCUAUGGCAAUGGACACCACUGCCUGCCAAAUGGUGCCCCUCAUCGUGUGAAUGGAAAGGUUAGGGGGACCAUAUCGGUUGGCGGGACUCUAAUUCAGCUUGACAGCAUUGACCUCCAUGCCUACAUCGUGGUGGGUGAUGGACGUGCGUAUACUGCCAUCAGUGAGGUCCCAGAGCUGCUGGGCUGGUCCCUCAUGCCCGUGUCCCCCAUUGGAGGUCUUUUUGGUUGGCUCUUCGCCCUCGAGCUGCCAAAUAGCUUUAAUGGCUUCAGUAUCACCGGUGCGGAGUUCACGCGGCGUGCCGAUGUGACCUUUUAUCCCAGUAACCAGCGUCUCAGCAUCGUCCAGACCGCCACAGGUUUGGACACUCAAAACUACCUCAGUGUGGAUACUCAUUUACAGGGCAGCAUACCCUUCAUACCUCCUGGUGCCACAGUGCAAAUGGAGCCAUUUAAGGACACCUACCACUAUUAUCCUUCAUUGAUUACCUCUACGUCAGUGCAUGAGUUUACUGUUGUGUCAGUGGAGAAUGGAGCUGAGACCUUCACGUUCCAGGUCAAACAGAAUAUCACAUACAGGGACUGCAGUCACGGACCCCGUAGCAGACUCGAGACACAGGAACUGAGAAUGGAGCGAAUAUUUGUUAUGUUUGUCAAAGAGGAGCGCAUCCUUCGAUAUGCCAUCACCAACAAGAUUGGCCCUGUUGGAGCUAGAGACCCAGAACCAGAAAAUGUGAACCCUUGUUACUCUGGAAAUCAUGACUGUGACACAACUGCAGAGUGUGUGCCGGGCGAGGGCCAGGUGUUCACGUGUCAGUGCGCCACAGGUUACCGAGGAGACGGACGCAACUGUUAUGAUGUGGAUGAGUGUGCAGAAGGUCUGAGCUCCUGUGGUGCUCACUCUCAGUGUGUGAACUUGCUCGGAAGCCAUCGCUGUCAGUGUCAUGGCGGAUUUGAGUUUGGAUAUGAUGGACGCACAUGUCAGGAUGUGGACGAGUGUCGUGACCAGCGAUGCCACACCCAGGCUAUGUGCUCAAACACUCCAGGAUCAUUCCAGUGUCAGUGCCAACCAGGAUUCCAUGGAGAUGGUUUCCAGUGUUAUCCGAAUGGAGGUCGUCCCAAGACCCAAUGCGAGCAGCACAGAGACAGUCUUCAGGGUGGAACAGGUGGUGUUCCUCUGAUAGGAGCCUUCAUCCCUCAGUGUGAUGAUGAGGGUCAGUACAGACCGCUGCAGUGUCAUGGCUCCACAGGUCACUGCUGGUGUGUGGACAGUAGGGGGCAGGAGAGAGACGGCACCCGCACGCCACCUGGAACCCCACCAAGAAACUGUGAUGAGCCAGUUCGUCCCAAGACCCAAUGCGAGCAGCACAGAGACAGUCUUCAGGGUGGUACAGGUGGCAUUCCUCAGAUAGGAGCCUUCAUCCCUCAGUGUGAUGAGGAGGGUCAGUACAGGCCGCUGCAGUGUCAUGGCUCCACAGGCCACUGCUGGUGUGUGGACAGUAGGGGGCAGGAGAGAGUUGGCACACGAAUGCCGCCCGGAACCCCACCAAGAAACUGUGAUGAGCCAGUGCCACCAACCCAGCGUUCUGAGACGGUGUGUGAGCGUUGGAGAGCCAGUCUGCUGCAGCACUAUGGAGGCCAGCCAGACUCCCAGCACUAUCUACCUCAGUGUGACUCUGGCGGUGAGUUCAACCCGGUACAGUGCUAUGGAGACAGCAGCUACUGCUGGUGUGUGGACCGAGACGGGCGGGAAGUACCUGGAACCCGCUCACACGACACUGUGAAACCAGCCUGUAUACCUACUGUGGCCCCACCCACCACACACCCACUGCCCCGCCCAGAUGUUACUCCACCCCCAACAGGCACAUCUCUGCUCUAUGCUCAGGGGCAGCAGAUUGGAGUUUUGCCUCUUAAUGGCACACUGAUGGACAAGCAGAGAUCUUCAGUGCUGCUUGCUUUACAUGGCUCUAUAGUGGUUGGUAUUGAUUACGACUGCAGAGAGAGGAAAGUUUACUGGACAGAUCUGGCAGGAAGGACCAUCAAUCGGGCCGGUCUGGAGCCAAAAUCAGAACCGGAGAUUGUCAUCAACACAGGUCUGACAAGUCCCGAAGGCCUCGCUGUGGAUGUUGCCCGUAGAAGACUGUUUUGGGUGGACAGCACACCGGAUAAAAUAGAAACAUCUAACCUUGAUGGAAGUAAUAGACGUGUUCUGUUUGAAACAGACUUAGUGAAUCCCAGAGCCAUCAUUGUGGAUUCCCCUACAGGAACCCUCUACUGGACUGACUGGAACCGAGAAGCCCCUAAAAUUGAGAGCUCCUCUGUGGACGGGCAAAACCGAAGAGUUCUGGUGAGGGAUGGCAUCGGACUGCCCAAUGCUUUGACCUACGACUCCACUACGCGCCAGGUCUGCUGGGCCGAUGCAGGAACAAAGCGUCUGGAGUGUAUAUCGCCAAAUGGUACAGGGAGGCGCGUGGUCCACAGCAACCUAAAUUACCCCUUUAGCAUGGUCUCCUACGCCAGUCACUACUACUACACAGACUGGAGGAGAGAUGGGGUCAUUACUCUUGGCCGAGAUAGUCAAUUUACAGAUGAGUACUUGCCUGAUCAGAGGUCUCAUUUGUAUGGCAUUACAGUUGCUCCGCAACACUGUUUAUAAGGGAGGUGCUAAUGACAGAGCCAAUGUUACAUGGUGCUAUUUCGGGUGGUUCUUAUAGUGCUUGUGCUAUGGAAAUUGCAAAGAGAACCCAUCAGAGAACCUGCAAGCCUCAACAAACAUCACCAUCAAUGCCAGAGCACAAAUUUACAAACAUAAAAACGUGAAUAUUUUCUCAGAGUAGUUUUGUAAAUUUGUUCUAUACCUCAUUUCUUUCUACUGACUUUUUUUUUGUUAAAAAAUAAAUAAAAAGACAAACAAAAAACUAAAGAACUCCAGAGUUAAGUUGUGUAAUUUGUAUGUUUUCUAAGUACACUAAAAUUCAGUUUUUGAAAAUUCUGUGCACUAUUUGUCUCAAGAAAUCGCAUUGAACUUAUCCAAAGUGGUCUUAUACAAACUUUAAUUUUUAAUCAUUUUUUUAUACUUUUGUAAGAUGUGAUAUUUAUAACAAUAAAAUGUGAUUGACAA
Xyrauchen texanus (razorback sucker) is the source of this 4778-nucleotide messenger RNA. RefSeq names its product nidogen-2-like. Gene Ontology annotation, cellular component: basement membrane. Lineage: Eukaryota; Metazoa; Chordata; Actinopteri; Cypriniformes; Catostomidae. Gene Ontology annotation, biological process: cell-matrix adhesion. The record is from RefSeq and is a predicted model, not a curated record. Bases 300 to 4313 code for a protein of 1337 amino acids. Gene Ontology annotation, molecular function: calcium ion binding. The transcript has 22 exons.